Molecule: messenger RNA, 585 nt
Organism: Blepharisma stoltei
Lineage: Eukaryota; Ciliophora; Heterotrichea; Heterotrichida; Blepharismidae
Source: the annotation of a GenBank genome assembly
AUGGGAUGUGGGAAUAAUAAGCAAAGAGCACAAGAUAUUGGAAUUCCUAUUCAGCCUACAGUGAUGUUUGUUGACAUUGAAAAAGCGGAUGCAAAUGCUUUCUUUGAUGAUGUCAUGUUUCUACCUCCUAGCAAUAGCCCACCCAUUAAUAAUCCUCAAGAAGAAAUCGAUGUUUCAAGAUACACUGAGCAUAUUUCAAUGAAAAAAGAAGAUUUAGAAAAUUCAGAAGAAUAUCUGCAUAGGCAUGAUAUAGGAAAAGUAGACGAAGACGAAGAAGCAAGAGUCGUUAAAGUUGCUAGAAAACUAGAAGAUUCAAUAGAUGCAAAAAUCUCAAAAUAUCCCCGCAAGCUUGCUCCCAUCCCAAACGCUCCUGUUCCAACAACAUAUACACAAUUUCCUCUAAAGCAGCAGAAACCCAAAGAGCAAGCUCCUAAGAAAAAAAUAGUUUUUGACAUAAAAGGAGACCCUGGGUUCAAUUUUGAUUUUCUCGACCAAAUCCAGCAAGAGAAAAAGCCAAGUCCUAAAAAUCAUAUUGACAGCUUGAUAAAGGAUCUAGAAUCUUCCAGUCGAUCCUAUGCAUUAUAA